This is a messenger RNA of Acinonyx jubatus (cheetah), 1523 nucleotides long. RefSeq names its product translation initiation factor IF-2-like. The record is from RefSeq and is a predicted model, not a curated record. NCBI's taxonomy places the organism in Eukaryota, Metazoa, Chordata, Mammalia, Carnivora, Felidae. The transcript has 5 exons. Bases 1 to 750 code for a protein of 249 amino acids.
AUGAAGCAAGCCGCCUCAGGAGUCUGCAGGAACCAAAGGGUUCCUGCACAGCUGGUCUCCACAGAAGCCUUGUCUGCCCAAACCUGUCUGUUCGCAGAUGUUCCUGAAGGCGGGAAGCCGAGCAGCAGCACAAGCCCAAGCCGUGGGCAGUCAGAAACCCACCGCCUGGGACCCAAGAGCCUGAGCCGAGCCCAGAGGACGCCCAACCUACCCGAGCCACAGGGCGGCGAAGCAGCAGGUGUCUGGACAGCCAGGCAGCCGAGCGGCUGGACAGAGGGGAGGCCCUGGGGACUGACCGGCCCCGCCCCGGCCCGGCCCCGCCCCGGCCCCGGCCCCCUGCCCUGCCCCCGCCUCCGGCUCCCGGCUCCCGGCUCCCGCCGGGCUCCGGCUCCCUCCGGCCGCAGCUGCCCGGCCGGCUCAGCGCACCCCGCCUUUGGUCCCCCCGGCCCUCCCCGUCGCGUUGGUGGCGGCGGCGACCGGAACAGGCCCGCCCGCAGCCUCGGAGGUGCGCUGCCCUACAGCGCUGGAGGGAGUUCAGAUGAACUGAGGAAAAUCCAGGUGUUGUGUUGGGUUCAUGGAUGCAGAAGAUAUACUACCAAAAGAAAAGAAAAGCAUGAUCCUUCCUUCAGACAUGUGAAAAAGAUAGAGUUCCCAGAAGACUUCAUCAGCAGGAAAGAAGCUCUAAUAAUGUGGAAUAGAAAUACCAGAAGACUCCUAUCAGCACAGCUGAAGACUGACCCUGGAGAUUGAUAUGUCUUCAUGCACUGGAGGCAAUUAGAGCAAACGGAUGAGAAGGGCCUGUUGGUAUUCAGGAGCAACAGUCUCAAGAACCCUGGGGGGGCGGGGCACAGCACUUCUGUAGGACUCCCUGACAGUGGAUAGUGCCAGUGGCAGAGGGAAUACAGGCGAAAGAAUUUCCGCCAUCACCACCAAAACCACAUGCCCAUGUUUGGAUGCUGUAGACCUGAAGUAGCAGGAUAAUUGGAACAUGGAUGGGUGAGAUCCAUUGCACAGGCUUCUUGGUGCAGCUCUAAGCCAAGGGUCAACAGUGGAAAGUUGGAAGUCCAGGGUCUGAACUUAUCCUGUGUCUGAUAUAAAUGAGUCAUCCCACAUCAGCAAGUAAGCACCAUAUUAAUGGUUCAGUCUUAGAAGAUCCCAGGAAAGAAAUACUUGUUUUGUCCAGCAGGAGUGAUCUGAUCUGCUAGAACCAGAUCCGUGCCUAGAUCUGAAACCAUGCCUGGAUCUGGUACCAGAUCCGUGCCUGGUCUCUUGGUGGUACUGGUCUGAAACAUGAAGGCAAAUGCAAGAAGAAACAGUUAAAGAAUUUAAAUAUUCUUUAUCUCUGAUUUAUUCUUAGAGAAGGGCUCCUGAGGAGGAAAAGGAGAGUCAAGGGAUCACUGUUUCUUGUAACAAGCCUUGUACUAGUAUGUUAGUUUUUAAGUUCUAUACAUGUAUUACUUCAAAAAAUAAAAAUUAAAAAAUGAAUAUAUCAAAACAAAACAAAAUAAAGUCAAGUUAUAGUA